Messenger RNA from Cygnus olor (mute swan), 5461 nucleotides. RefSeq names its product synaptopodin (gene SYNPO). The coding region runs from base 859 to 4170 and encodes 1103 amino acids. Lineage: Eukaryota; Metazoa; Chordata; Aves; Anseriformes; Anatidae. Gene Ontology annotation, cellular component: spine apparatus; actin cytoskeleton; stress fiber. Gene Ontology annotation, molecular function: actin binding. The transcript has 4 exons. Gene Ontology annotation, biological process: spine apparatus assembly; modification of dendritic spine; positive regulation of actin filament bundle assembly. The record is from RefSeq and is a predicted model, not a curated record.
UCCCACGGCAACCCACCAGGGCUCCAGCCGACCACCCCGAGCGAGCCCCACGCAGCGGUGGCCGGGGGGGCCCCGAGGACGGCCACCCGCCUCGGUGGCACCGGGCUGGCGCAGGAGCCCUGCUUGUGGCACCCGAGGUCUCCAGCGCUCAGCAAACCUGGCGCUUCCCUCCCCGAAACCACCCUGAGAGUGCUCCCGGGCAGUUUUGACAGCUGGGGUGGGGCCGUCCUCACCUCCAGGAAGCUCAGGGGAUAAAGCUGAGGUUCGGAUCUGGCCUCGCAGGGUCCAAGAUAAGCAAAGGGCAGGGCAGGCAGCGACCUGCCCCGCGCAGCGCUGAGCUGUGCAGCCCGGCACCGGGCGGAUCCUGCCCUGCCCGCGGCCGUGACCGUGAUGCUCAGCAGGGGACCACGGCUUCGGGUGGCCCUGGUAGGGAGGACAAGGAGUAGGAGGACCUCUGGACCCAGCCAGCACCCCCGGUCCUCGGACGCUGCUCCUCUGCCUGGCUGGAAAAGAGAAACUCCUGCAACCCCCCCCUUGGUGACAUCUUGAAGACAGCUCCUCGGCUGGGAGCGCGCACCGGAGCUGGACACCAGAUUUUGGGAAGCAGCCUGCCAGGUUUCGGAGAGCAGCCCACGGCCGCAGCAGCUCCCCUGGGUGCAGCACGGGAGCGAGGGGCUGAUGCGUGGGGAUCGCCUUGGGCUCCCCACGUGCCCGUGUCCCCCCUCGGACGGCGCUCACGCUGCAGGGGACGCUGCCCGAGCAGAGCCAGCCCUCGGACUAUGAGCAGCGCCUUGGCUCUUUGUGGGCUUGAGAGGUCGCUGAGCACCGCUCCCCAAGGCUGUGAAGGCAGCCGGCAGGAUGCUGACGGCACCGCUCGGGCAGCCCUGUGGCUGCGGGGUGCCCAAAGGGGACGCAGGUGACAGUUUGCAGGGGACGGGGACGAGAGGUGGCCAGGGCUGCCAUCACCUCGGGGACCUGCCGGCCCCGGCCCCGCUGCAGGAGGGGCACACGGGGCUGCUGGCAGGGCAGGCGAGCAGCAGGGAGCCCCAUGGGCUCGGCGGUGAUGCCCCGGACCCCGAACUCACCGGAGGCAGCCUGGCCGUGGGGGCCGAGCACGCAGCCCCCCCCAAAUACCCCGACUCCGCCCCGGAGCUGCUCCCCACUGCCGCCAGCCCCACGGCUGACCCCAGCCAGGAGUGGAGGGUGGUGAAGAUCAAGAGAGUCCUCAUCAAUCCCGCCAGCGAGCCGAGGAAAGCGAGUCUCUCCCGCAGCUCCAGCCUCUCGGAGAAGGAGCUGAAGGAGGCGAGGGCGCGGAGCCGCAGGAUCGUGGCGCAGCUCACCACGGCGCCCGGCCCCAGCUCCAAGGGCGUGCUGCUCUUCCACCGCCGCAAGCAGCGCGUCGACGGGCUCACCGGCACCGGCGCGGGGCAUGGCACGGGGCUGCCGCUGAGCCCGGCGCCUCGGCAAGGAGCCAUGGAGGAGGGCGAGGGGCACGGCACCCGGGGGACACCGCCGGAGCCUGCUGAUGACCAGCAGGUCCCGCUGAGCAUCUACCUGAAGGAGAACAUGGCACCGGCCGCCACCAAUGGCCUGCACGAGAGGGAGCGGGCAGAGGGAGAAGUAGGGAAGCUCGGGGGGAUGCAGGAUGGCAUUGGGGUGAGCGUGGCUGCUCCCGUUCCACCGCAGAACGUGCACGUCCCCGAGCAGAAGAACGGCGAGGUGCCCAGUGCGCCCAUGGGGGCAGGUAGCACGCCCAUGGGGACAGCCAGCGUGACCAUAGGGACAGGGAAUGCACCUGUGGGGACGGCCAGCAUAACCAUGGGGACAGGUAACACACCUGUGGGGACGGCCAGCGUGACCAUGGGGACAGGCAACGCAGCUGUGGAGAUGCCCAGUGUGCCCAUGGGGACAGCCAACACACCGAUGGGGACGGCAAACGCACCCAUGGGGACAGCCAGCGUGCCCAUGGGGAUGCCAAGUGAGCCCAUGGGGAUGCCCAGCGCACCCGUGGGGACAGCCAGCUCACCCAUGGGGACAGCCAGCGCACCCAUGGGGACAGCCACCCCAGCUGGGCAGGCGCAGAACGGCGCACGGAGCAGGCAGUACUACGAGGUCCACCUCACCCUGGCCAAGCCCAAGCCUGUGAAGAACCGGACGGCCAGGCCGUUCGGCACCCAGAAGGCCACGACACCAAGCCAGGGGCCGAGCCAGCCCCCCGAGCGAGCCCCCGCUGCCGCCGAGCUGCCCCCUCCGCCCACCUAUGCGGAGACGCUGGGCAGCCCCCCGCCGCUCAGCAGGGUCCGCUCGCCCCCUGCCUACUCGGCCCUGUACCCCCCUGUGGAGCAGAAGGUGCUGCAGAGCCCCGUCCACGGGGUUGGGGCAGUGCCCCCUCUGCCCAAAACGGGCAUCCUGGAGGAGUCGGCGGCCCGCAGGGCCCACAAGAAGUCCAUGUUCACCUUCGUCGAGAAGCCGAAGCUGGGCCCCAACCCUGACCUGCUGGAUUUGGUGCAGAGCGCGGACAUCAGGAAGAAGCAGAAGGAGCACGGGGAGCCCGGUGCCGAGGACGAGCCCUUCGCCCUGGGGGCAGAAGCCUCCAACUUCGUCCCCAGCAGCGCAGCCAGGGGCGGGCAGCACCUCCCGCCGGCCGACGAUGCUCCGGCGUGGUCGUCCUGCCUCAAGUCCCCCACCAUCCAGCCGAAGCCGAAGCCGCAGCCCAGCCACAACCUCACCGAAGCCAGAGGGAAGGGAGCCGAGCUCUUCGCCCGCAGGCAGUCCCGCAUGGAGAAGUUCAUCAUCGAGGCUCCCUCCCAGCCCGACCUGCUCCGCUCCCCGUCGCCCACCAUGUCCCUGCCUCCCUCCUGGAAGUACGAUGCCAACGCUUGCCUGUCACCCAUGGUCUCCAGGCACCCCGUCAAGAGUCCCUGCAGGCCCUCCAAAACCCCCCCGGCGUCUCUUUACGGCAGCGCCCUGACGGAGAACGAGGUCUCCCAGAAGGAGCUGGAGAUCUCCAAGCACCAGCCCUACCAGCUCCAGUCUUCGCUCUUCAUCCUCUCCCCAUCCAAAGGGCCGCCGAGGUCCGUGCCCCGGGAGGUGCCACCGCCCAGACCCUCCCUCCCCGACGCCUACCCCUGCCCUCAGCGAACGUCCUGCCCGACCUCUCCGUUGCCUCCUUCCCCCGUUUGGCACCCUCCUGCGGUGCCCGGGGCCGGCGGGGCGGCCUCCAGCCCCUUCCCCAGUGCCACCGGGGCUCUGCCCCUGCCUCCGGGCAGCCACCCUGCUCCCGGAGCCCCGGCGGAGCUGCUGCUGGCCUCGCCGUGCCGCCGAGUGAAGGGGGGCUUCCAGGCGCCCCGACCCUCCUACUCCACCAGGAACGCGGGGAUCGAGCCGCAGGACAGGCGGCCGUCCCUCCCCGCCUCGCCCACCUGGACGCCCCGGUCUGCGCGGCGCCAGGGCAGCCUGGACGGCUGGGCCAGCCCGGCCUCGGUGCCCGAGCUGGACGAGGGCCCCCCCAGGUCCCCGCCGUGGAGCGAGCGGUCGCUGUCCCCGCUGCAGCAGGACGCCGACCCCCGGGCCAGCCGGCAGAUGCAAGCGCGGCUCGCCAGGAACAUCAUCAACGCUGCCCGCAGGAAGAGCUCCUCGCCCAAAGCCGUGGGGACGGAGGGCUCCCGGCCCUUCACCCCCCCGGCCACCAGCCCCCGGGCCGUGGGGUCCCCCAGCUUGCCACGAUCCCCCCGGCCGGAGGGGUGCAGAGCCCCGGCCCCGCAGGCUGCCACCUCCGCCUGCAGCGUGCUGGCCGCACCGGGCAGCCCCUCGCCCACCUACAAGAGCCCCCUGCCAUCGCCCCGGGUGGACGGGUCCCGCUCCUGUGCCUCCCCCGGGGUGUCCCGAGCCACCUGGGCAGAGGGACGCCGGCUCCUGCUGUCACCUGGCGCUGCCGGGCCGUCCCCGACCCCCAAGAGCCCCCUGCCAUCGCCGGUGGUGGGCGCGCGGUCCCCCGCCAAGCGCUACAGCUCCCGGUCCCCGACGGACUCGGACGUCUCCCUCGACUCCGAAGACUCGGGGGCCAAGAGCCCGGGCAUCCACAGCUUCAACCUGUGUCCCCGCGGCUGGACCGGGAGCCUGCGGCUGAAGCCGGGGGGGCUGCCUUCGGGGGCCCCCUGCACCUCCUAGAGCAGCCAGCCCCGGCCACGCCGCACCGCCAGCCCCCUGUGGUGCCACCCGAGGGUGGCAAGGGGCGAGGGACGGUGCCCCCGCAGCGGGUCCCCAGGCAGGGAGAGGCACGGACGAGGGCUGGGGAUGCGCGGAGCGUCCCCGUCCCCAUCGGCGUGCCGCCGGGGUCAGCUGCCUCCCACCUGCCCGCGGUCCCAUGGCCCAGCUCUAUUUUUACCAGCCUAACCUUUCGGGGCAGGACUGCGUGGUCAGCAGGGAGAGCAGGGCAGCUGGCGGGGGGGGGACACAGCCCCUGGACGUCCCCUGUGCCCGGCGCCCCCCAGCUCCGGUUUCCCGGGGUGGCCCUGGCAGCGCUGGCACCCGCGGGGUCACCGCGCGCCCCUCGGGUGGGUACCGUGGCCGGGACACCCUGCCCCAGCAGGGUCUGACCCUGCGGGUCCGGCUGGUUUCAGCCGAAACCAGAUCUCGAGGAGGAAAAGUUCAUGUUUUGUUCCCCCGAUCCCCAAAUCCUGCUCGCUUUUCUUUCAACCUUUGACCCUUUCUCCAUGGAAUUCCCCCCCAGAUUCUUCCCCAGUGACGAUGAAGAGAGCCAAAGUUAUUUAUUGCCAUGCCGAGGGGCCCGUGGGCAGGUUACCUCCCACUGCGCCCGGGCAAAGAGAGGGCCAGCGCCACCCCCAGCACUGUCACUGUCCCCAGCACUGUCGCUGUCCCCAGCCCCGGGCUCACCCCAUCCCCACCCUGCGGGACCGAGGGACCUGGCAGGGGCAGAGGGCACAGUGACAGGGGGGCUGUGGGGGUCAGAAGGAAGCGGUACAGGUUGCAGAGGGUUUGAGGGAGGUCUCGGUGCGGGAGGUGUUGCUGAGAGGGUCUCGGGGACAGGUCGGGGGCUCCCUGCAUGGGGCAGAGCUCGAGGGCACAGUGCUGGCGGGUGGGUGCUCAGGGUGAUGGGGGGGGAGGGCAGCAGGGUAGGCACGGUUACGUGGCAGAGCCCGGGGAGGGCAAUAACGGGCCCCCACAGUGCUUCCCCCCCGAGUAGGAGCCGGUCUGGGGUGCUGGGAGAUGCCAAGGCAGUGACCCUCCACAGCCCCUCGCCCAGGGGGGGUGCGGCGUGCACGAGGGCUGUUGGGGCACGGCCCCAGGUCACCCCAUCCCUUCCCCUGGGGCACGCCGUGGGGGCAACCCCGUCCCUGGUCCCUGCCCCUCCGCCCCCCAGGAGCUGCCCUUCCCCACCGCCUUCGCCACCCAGUUGUGUACCCAGCUCAGCAAUAAAGGGCCGUUAUCCCACCCGUUA